AUGGAGCCUGUUCACCUUCCAAACUUCAUGAAAGACAACCAAGUUAGUCAAGAAACCAAGAACUUGAUCUCUUCCUUACCUUCAGACAAAGAUUUUACUGGUAAUGGUCUCUAUAACCACAAAGGUUGUUGGUACUAUCCAAACAUACUCCAAGCCGUUCUUGACGUCCAAAAACAUUUCAAGCCACGAGAUACUGAUAUAAUCAUUGCUUCUAUGCCCAAAGGUGGAACCACUUGGCUCAAAUCCCUAGUUUUCGCUGUUGUGCAUCAAGAUGAAUACCGUGAAAACCCCCAAAUCCAUCCUUUGCUUUCACAAAACCCUCAUGACCUUGUCCCAUUUCUUGAGAUUGAGUUAUAUGCUAAUAGCCAAACUCCAAAUCUCACAAAAUUUCCUUCUCCUAUGAUCUUUUCUACCCAUAUGCACUUACAAGCAUUGCGUGAGGCCACCAAAAAGGCUUCCCACCUUGCAAAAUCGUGUAUGUGUGUAGAGGUAUCAAAGACACGUUUAUUUCCGGUUGGCAUUUUAGAAGCAUGUUAG
Messenger RNA from Camelina sativa (false flax), 537 nucleotides. Lineage: Eukaryota; Viridiplantae; Streptophyta; Magnoliopsida; Brassicales; Brassicaceae. The record is from RefSeq and is a predicted model, not a curated record.